This is a messenger RNA of Ricinus communis (castor bean), 2224 nucleotides long. RefSeq names its product protein BEARSKIN2. The transcript is spliced from 3 exons. Gene Ontology annotation, biological process: regulation of DNA-templated transcription. The record is from RefSeq and is a predicted model, not a curated record. The coding region runs from base 1016 to 2122 and encodes 368 amino acids. Gene Ontology annotation, molecular function: DNA binding. NCBI's taxonomy places the organism in Eukaryota, Viridiplantae, Streptophyta, Magnoliopsida, Malpighiales, Euphorbiaceae.
CCAUCAAUGCUCAAAAUAAAGAAUUUAUACAAAGAAAUCUAUCUAUUAUGUUCAUAAAUUAAAGAAGGGAUUACUGAUUGUGUAUUAUUUAUAUCAAUAUUCUAAGAAUUUCGAUGUUCUCAACAUAAACCAUUCUAGUAACUCUGCAGGUGAACAUGAACCAUUAUGGAAAUUCUAGAAAUAAGAGGAAAGAAGGAACUCAAACAUGAAAUGAACCAUGAUAUAUAUGAACCUAAGAAAAUCAAUUAGUGACAUGAAAAUUUAAACUACAAACUCAUGCUCCAUUAUCGACAAGAUUGUAAAAAAUGGAUUAUGAAUGUGUACCAAAGAAUAUGAAUUUGAAAAAUGUAAACUUAGUCUGAUAAUCUGAGACAGAAUUAUAUGUAACCAUGUCGCAUGAUUACGUCAAGCUGAAAAAGAUGAAAUAAAUGUCAAUAGAAAUAAAAUAAAUCCCGAUUUUUUAUUAGGAGAGUCUUAUGGUAAUAACUUUCUGAUUCGAAGAGAAAGUUUAUGGAGAUAUUUGUUAACGUUUAUGGAAAUAUUAAUAAGGAAAAAAAAAAAAAAAAGAAACAGUGCCCAAAGAAAUUCAUGAAAGAGAUGACAAUGGUUAUAGAGGUCAUCGGUGGUCGGCCAGAAUCUAAUAAUUCCCGGCUUCAUCUUCUUGUUCAGUUUAAUAUUAAUGUUAUUCAUAUAAUAAACUCAAAACAAUUAAGAUAAAAAAAGAAUGAUGAAAUCUAAGGGCUGAGAGUUGUUCACGGCAUUGUAACUAAGGUUGCCGUAAAAACACUCCACUUCUCAGAUCAAACGUAAAUUUUACGGUAUCUUUAGCCAUUUCCGGCGGCGUAGUCACAGGCCGUCAAACUUUUCCAAAUCACCAUGCUAUCACACUCUCUCUCUUCUCUCUCUCGUUGACCUCUAUCAUAUACAUAUAAAAGAGACACCACCUUGUAGAAAACGAAACUGCCAUUUCUGCACUGAAAAGGAGCAAAUACACUGAUCGUUCAUUCAAUUAUUUAUGGUAAUGGGAUCAUCCACUGGUGGUGGUGGUGGUGGUGGUGGUGGGGCUGGUGGUGUGCCGCCAGGGUUUAGGUUCCACCCAACAGACGAAGAACUGCUUCAUUACUACUUGAAAAAGAAGGUUUCGUUUCAAAAGUUUGAUAUGGAAGUCAUUAGAGAAGUCGACUUGAAUAAGAUGGAGCCCUGGGAGUUACAAGAGAGAUGUAGAAUCGGAUCGACUCCACAAAAUGAAUGGUACUUUUUCAGCCAUAAGGACAGAAAGUAUCCAACAGGAUCAAGGACCAACAGAGCGACAAAUGCUGGAUUUUGGAAGGCAACAGGGAGAGAUAAGUGCAUUAGGAACAAUUACAAGAAGAUUGGUAUGAGGAAAACUCUUGUCUUCUAUAGAGGAAGAGCUCCUCAUGGCCAGAAGACUGACUGGAUCAUGCAUGAGUACCGCCUUGAGGAUGGUGAUGAUGUUAAUGGAAACUCCAAUGAGGAUGGCUGGGUGGUAUGUAGGGUAUUCAAGAAGAAGAAUCUAUUCAAAGUUGGAAAUGAAGCAACAACAAGCAUCAACUCAUCUGAUCAUCAACACCUCAACAGCAACAGCAACAACCCAUCAAUCACCAUUCAACCUCGCAGUUUCAUGCACAGGGACAGCCAGUUAUUACUACGUGAUCAGCUACCAUUUGAACUGAACAAACCUGAACUUGCACUUCAUCACUACCCCCACAACAUGGCUACAUCUCAGUAUUCUCUUUUCCAAGUACAGACCCUAAUGCCAACACAAACCAAGCCAGUAGGGUAUGACCAAUACCCGAACCCAGCUAGGGAUUGCGAGAGUGGCAGUGAAAGUCUUAGAUAUGAUCAGGCAGGUCUAGACGUGGGCAGCUGUGAACCCACCCAUCAUCAUCAUCAACAACAAAUGGGUAUAGGAAGAGAUGAGGGAGGUGCUGGGUUGAAUGACCAGUGGGCUAUGCUUGAUCGGAUUGUUACUCCCCACAUUGGGGAGGAUGAUUCUUCUAAAGGCGUCAGGUUUGAGGAUGCAAAUGCUUCAUCAGUUAACCCUAUUAAUCACCUCUCUUUGCGUGGGGAGAUGAUGGAUUUUUGGGGCUAUGGGAAAUAAUUCAUGCUUCUAAAAGUUCUCUUUUCACUAUUUUUUUUCAACUCCCAUUUUUAUAUAAACUAAGAAUUCAUAUUGAAGAUGAACAUAUAAGCUACAAAAAAG